CAGGCUGGAGUGCAGUGGUGUAUAGUACCUAGUUACUUUGCUUGUGAAAAUGGCUCUAAUGAAACAUACUCAAACUAUCUCAGAGGGAGUUUGAGAAGAUCGAGUGAGAGAAUCAAUGUGAAAGCACUUUGAAAAUUGUAAAGCCAGUCUCUCCUUGCAGCGGCGUGGUGAGAGUAGAGUGGUGAUUACGGAAGUGGGAGCCAUGGCAGGACAAGCACUUAGAAAGUUUCUUCCACUUUUCGGUCGAGUAUUGGUUGAAAGGUGUGCAGCCGAAACUGUAACCAAAGGAGGCAUUAUGCUUCCAGAAAAAUCUCAAGGAAAAGUAUUGCAAGCAACAGUAGUGGCUGUUGGGUCAGGCUCUAAAGGAAAGGGUGGAGAGAUUCAACCAGUUAGUGUGAGAGUUGGAGAUAAAGUUCUUCUCCCAGAAUAUGGAGGCACUAAAGUAGUUCUAGAUGACAAGGAUCAUUUCUUAUUUAGACAUGGUGACAUUCUUGGAAAGUAUGUAGACUGAAAUAAAUCACUACUGAAAUGGCAUUGAUAUGAAGCUGCCCAUUCCC
This is a messenger RNA of Nycticebus coucang (slow loris), 557 nucleotides long. RefSeq names its product 10 kDa heat shock protein, mitochondrial-like. The transcript has a single exon. NCBI's taxonomy places the organism in Eukaryota, Metazoa, Chordata, Mammalia, Primates, Lorisidae. The record is from RefSeq and is a predicted model, not a curated record. Bases 203 to 511 code for a protein of 102 amino acids. Gene Ontology annotation, molecular function: protein-folding chaperone binding; metal ion binding; protein folding chaperone. Gene Ontology annotation, cellular component: mitochondrial matrix.